AAUAAUGGAACAUUUUGACGCAUCUCUUAGUACCUAUUUCAAGGCUUUGCUAGGCCCCCGAGAUACCAGAGUAAAAGGAUGGUUUCUUCUGGACAAUUAUAUACCCACUUUUAUCUGCUCCAUCAUAUACUUGCUAGUUGUAUGGCUGGGACCAAAAUAUAUGAAGAAUAGGCAAGCAUUCUCUUGCCGGGGAAUUUUAGUGGUGUAUAACCUGGGACUCACGUUGCUGUCUCUCUAUAUGUUCAUUGAGUUGGUGACAGGAGUAUGGGAAGGCCAGUACAACUUCUUCUGUCAGGGCACACGCACCGCCGGAGAAUCCGAUAUGAAGAUCAUCCGUGUGCUCUGGUGGUACUACUUCUCCAAACUAAUAGAAUUCAUGGACACCUUCUUCUUCAUCUUGCGCAAGAACAACCACCAGAUCACAGUGCUGCAUGUCUACCACCAUGCCACGAUGCUGAACAUCUGGUGGUUUGUGAUGAACUGGGUCCCUUGUGGCCACUCUUAUUUUGGUGCCACACUUAACAGCUUCAUCCACGUGCUCAUGUACUCAUACUAUGGGCUGUCAUCUGUCCCUUCCAUGCGACCAUACCUCUGGUGGAAGAAGUACAUCACCCAGGGUCAGCUGCUUCAGUUUGUGCUGACCAUUAUCCAGACCAGCUGUGGUGUCAUCUGGCCAUGUACCUUCCCUCUUGGUUGGUUAUACUUCCAGAUUGGAUAUAUGAUUUCACUGAUCACUCUCUUCACAAACUUCUACAUUCAGACCUACAAUAAGAAGGGGUCAUCCCGGAGAAAAGACUACCUGAAGGAGCACCAGAACGGCUCUGUGGCUGCAGUGAAUGGACACAGCAACAGCUUCUCCACCCAGGAAAAUGUGAAACUGAGGAAGCAGCGGAAGGACUGAGAGGGUAGAGUCUGGCUUCCUGAACCCUUUUGUCCAACUGUCAGCACUUAACUUGUGCCUGAUGCCUGUAGCCGCUGCCGUAGCUACUUUGGCCUACACUAGUGUUGAUUUCUGUUAGGACCACAAUAGUUCCAAACCCCUAGAACUUGUACACAAAUUAUACAUGUAGGCAUCUGGCUGCUAACAUUUCUGGACUCCUACCGACCCCUGCGCUAGACUCUGGAGGGAGUGUUAAUUGUAGUAUACAACACUGCUGUUGCCUUAUUAGUUAUAACAUGAUAGGUGCUGAACUGUGACUUAACAAUUUAAAAACACUGUAAUCCAGAUUUUUUUUAUUAUAGAUUAUGCAUGUGAUUAUAAAUUUGUACGACGUUAUGACAGUAGAGACACACACAUGCCUUAAAUUUACAAAGCAGGGCCCAAAGCUUAUUCGUUUCAAUUAGGGUCUGUUUCAAAUUUUAUUUUUAGUAGCUCAGUUUAGAAAAAUCAAACUGAUUUAUGAAACUAGCAAGUAAUCCCUAAUUUAAGGGACUUGUAACGUGAAAAAUUAGAAAUGACAGCUUGAGAUUAAAAUAUUGGCUUUAAAUCAGACAGAAUCUAAUCAAGGAGAACAGGCAGUUCAGCUUUUUACCAGAUCGUAUUUUUUUAUUUUCAAUGCCACUGUUAAUGUUAAAAAAAAAAGGUGGGAGAGGCUUGAGAGCCAUUUUGAGAAAACCUGAAUAUAUUUU
This is a messenger RNA of Suncus etruscus (white-toothed pygmy shrew), 1629 nucleotides long. RefSeq names its product ELOVL fatty acid elongase 5 (gene ELOVL5). Gene Ontology annotation, cellular component: endoplasmic reticulum membrane; endoplasmic reticulum. The transcript has 7 exons. Gene Ontology annotation, molecular function: fatty acid elongase activity. Gene Ontology annotation, biological process: sphingolipid biosynthetic process; fatty acid elongation, saturated fatty acid; very long-chain fatty acid biosynthetic process. Bases 5 to 901 code for a protein of 298 amino acids. Lineage: Eukaryota; Metazoa; Chordata; Mammalia; Eulipotyphla; Soricidae. The record is from RefSeq and is a predicted model, not a curated record.